AUGAGAAAAAAUAAUAAAGUUUAACCUGCCAACUAAGUUUAGGUGGUUGCAUAGGGUACCAUAAGUCCAGAGAUCUCAUAGAAGGCUCUCACCACAAUACCAGAUCAAUACGGGAAUUAGAAAUAAAUAGAUCCUCGACUUAUUGCUGGACCAUUGGCAGAAAGAGGUUGUACUGAUAUACUUUGCUUACUACUUUUUAUUGCUGGGAUGGCUAUUUUGAUGUAUUUAACCUAUUAAAUGUAGAUUCAUCUCCAAGGAAGCUUAUUCAAAGGGAGAACCAAAAAGACUUCUCGCAAUGUACGAUCCAAAUGGUAAAGAAUGUGAAAUAUUUAAUGAAAGGUGUGGCUUGUGGAUUUGACACAAACGUGGACUACCCUUAUUUGUAUUUCGCAAUACCUUUUGGAGAUUACUUCAAUAGGACAGUGUGUGUGAAAGAUUGUCCUUUGUAUGCAGAUGAAAAUAGCAAGCCAACUUCUCUAGAUUGUCAACCAAACAUUUUGGUUAAGAGUUGUGACUAGAAAUGCGAUGCUGCUAGUGCACUCAAGACUUUGGCCACAUCUAAUAGCACUGCUAUAUUCAAAGAUUUCGUCUGUAUCUUCAAUUCAUCAAUCUGUAAAAUAUGAUUAAGAUGUUUCAGUAUUUGAUAGAGUUUGUUAUCCAGACGCCUUGUUGGCACUAUUUGAUAACUACCAAUAGUAUGGAUCCUAAUUUGCCAUGGAUGUUCUUACCGGUUACAUAGAAGAUUUAACAUAAACAAAGGAGGCUAUUUAUUGCUCAUUUGCAGUUGCAUUCUUAAUGGGGUACAUAAGCUUAAACUAUAGAAUAGAAUAAUAUAUUUGUUUUUCACAAGAUUGCUAGCUGGAGUACUGGUUUGGACAUCCAUAUUUCUCUUUUUAGUAGGAUUGGGAUUCGGAACAUAUUGGUGUCAUCAACAAGAUCUCUAUUACUAAGAUAUCAUGAAUGAUACAACUGGCAAGUACACAGUUGAACAAACCAAUAAAGCCUCAGAUAAUUAAUUGACAUUCCAAUAUUUAACUUAUGUCAUGUAUGGUAUCUGUGCUUUUGCUGUUAUGGGAUUGAUCUGCAUUUUCAAUAAGAUAAGACUGGCUAUAGCUGUUAUUAAGACAGCAGCCAUGUGUGUGA
Paramecium octaurelia is the source of this 1143-nucleotide messenger RNA. Lineage: Eukaryota; Ciliophora; Oligohymenophorea; Peniculida; Parameciidae. The record is from the annotation of a GenBank genome assembly.